This is a messenger RNA of Aspergillus melleus, 2130 nucleotides long. RefSeq names its product beta-N-acetylhexosaminidase. The record is from RefSeq and is a predicted model, not a curated record. Gene Ontology annotation, biological process: carbohydrate metabolic process. Lineage: Eukaryota; Fungi; Ascomycota; Eurotiomycetes; Eurotiales; Aspergillaceae. Bases 1 to 2130 code for a protein of 709 amino acids. The transcript has a single exon. Gene Ontology annotation, molecular function: beta-N-acetylhexosaminidase activity.
AUGCGGUUUUCUAUUUUUUAUUCGUUAUUUGCAGUCUCUUCGGCUUUGCAAACCCUUCCGCCUGUUCAAUGGGCCAGCACUGGCGGUGGAUCUUUUGACAUUACUGCUAUUGAGCGGAACAUCUACAUCAGCAAUGAUUUUGCUUCGCAUCGUGAUCAAGAUGGCUUGACGCUCAUUCCCCCAUCGGCUCUUGAGUUCGCACAUACAUUUCGCGAUGAUCUCGAGGAAGUGACUGGCUCCUCUUGGGAGGUCCAUCCUGUGGAUUCGCUGCCUCCAGACUGCCCAGGAAUCUUCCUCGACGCUGUGGCAAAGAGCCGGCAGAAUGAAUUUAUCUACGAAAAUGGCAAUCCCACCGAAGAAGGCUACGAGCUAGACAUUCAAAACAAUCGAGUUGUGAUCCUUGGAUCAGGUUCCCAAGGAAUGUGGUGGGGAACGCGAACAUUCCUGCAAGAAUUACUUCUCGCAAAGGCAAACAAGCGCCCCAUUGCAUCGGGUCGAGUUAUUGAUGCGCCUUCAUUCUCGACAAGAGGGUUUAUGCUGGACGCAGGGAGAAAAUGGUAUUCUCCGUCUUACCUGAAGGAGCUGUGCACAUAUGCCUCAUUCUUUAAGAUGUCGGAGUUCCACUACCAUACUAGCGACAAUGCGCCGCUGAGUCGCGGUCAUAAUGAGACGUGGAGCGAUGUCUACGCACAGUUUGCUCUGCGUCCUGAAAGUCUAGAACUGCAGGGAAUCGUGCAGCGACAGAAUGAAACGCUGACACGAGAGGACUUUGAAGAUCUACAGAGCCAUUGUGCCCAGCGUGGUGUGACUGUUAUCCCGGAGAUCGAAGCGCCAGGUCAUUGCCUCUUCGUUACGAAGUGGAAACCGGAGUUGGCGCUUGAGGAUAAGAAGGACUUGCUGAAUCUCUCUCAUCCAGAUACCAUUCCGUUGGUGAAAUCUAUCUGGGCAGAGUUUCUUCCCUGGUUCCAGACAAAGGAAGUACACAUUGGCGCAGACGAAUACGAUUCGACCCUCGCGGAUGUUUACAUCGACUUUGUGAAUGAAAUGGCACAGUUUAUCGACGAAGAGGCUGGAAAGAAGGUCCGCAUCUGGGGAACCUACGAACCGUCCGAGAACCGGACGAUCUCCAAGGACAUCAUAAUCCAGCACUGGCAGUACGGACAGUCGGAUCCCAUUGAACUAGCAAACGAAGGCUACGAGACAAUUAACUCAGAAGACUGGUGGGCAUAUAUGUCUUUGAAAAACGACCACAUGCCGAUCUUCCCAGCACCGUAUCCGCAAUUCUUCAACAACACGCGGGUGCUGAAUUUUGGCGGCGUGGACGGCUGGCAGUGGAACCCGUCUCUCUUCAAUCCAUUCAAUGUCACCGAGCAGCCGAGCCAGAAGCCCGUCAAAGGAGCUAUACUUGCAGCAUGGAACGACAAUGGACCUGACGCGACCACUCAGUUGGAAUCUUACUAUGCCAUCCGCAACGGCAUUCCGACAGUUGGGUCGCGCUCAUGGUCUGGAAACCGCGGCCCUCGACUCGACAAAUCCAGUCUUUCGACGUCAAUGUCCAUCUUGACAUCUAAUGCUGUUGCUCAGAACCUCGACCGUCAAUUGCCACCAGCCAAGAACAGUACCGGCUCGUUAUUAACUUGGGCCGCACCUUCCACUUCCAACCGAACCAACAAGACUCGCAUCGGCCACGGCAGCAAAGGCAUGAACUAUACCCUCGACCUUUCCGUAACCGGCCCAUUCACACUCUCCUCCACAGACGCCUCACUGAGCCUGUCCCCCAAUGGAAGUCUAACGUUCACUUCCGACGGCUGGCCCUACCCACUCCGUUCUAUUGACGAAACCGACGGCUUUGACGAGGGCUAUCCGGGUCGAAUCUGGACGAACGAAACAUCAUCGACACAUGAGGAGGUCAAGGUGCCGUUGAAGACGAAACUUACGAUUCGUACGGACAUGAUUGGAGGAAGUCGCGUGUGGGUGGAUGGGGAGUUCAAGGGACGGUUCGAAGUUUUUGUGUUUGGAGGCAAGAAUACGUUGUUUUCGUGGAGUCAGAUGGCAUUGGUAGCGCCGUUGGAGUGGGUAGAAGGGGGUAUCAAGAGGUUGGAGCUUAGAGGAUUUGAUGGACAGCAUUGA